AGACGCGGUAUCACCUACCUCUAUCCUUCCUCAGAGACUAGCAAAAGCUGUAGACCAUACAUCGCACUGACUGCCGGGAGCUCGAAGUGAAGCGCCAUCGAGACGUUGUGCAGAGGUGCAUGGGGGAGUUCCGAAUCAGAAGCAUUCCAACCAUAUCAUCGACACGGUCAUCAGCAACACCCCCUCUACCUAGAAGUCACCUUCAAUACCUCGCAGAUGACGGCUGUUGCAAAUCCACCGAGCUUCCAACAGACUAGCAGGUCAGCAUGGAGUGCUAAUGUCAGUCAAGGAGGAUUGAAUUCUAUGAAUGCCGACGAAGUCGCCCGAAUGUUCAUGCCUCGGAAAAGCGCACAACGCGCCAACUCUUCUUCGUCCAUAGCUUCAACAUCAUCCACAUCGUCGACCGCUACAAUAUCACCGCAAGUCAAUGGUGUGCCUAUGGCGGCGUCCGGCGAUCUAAGCCAAGCUUGGGGGACCGCUGCAGCAAGGAAGAAGACACAAAGGAUAGGUCCCUGGCCGGCAAGCAAAGCAGAAGCGGUGUCCGGAAUCACUACAACACGGCCACAAUCAAUGUUGACAACAAAUGGUGGAUCUACCCCUUCAUCACUGGCCUCGGCUCAACCCGCGCCUGUUGUACCCUCGCAACAUCUCCUUCAAAGUCCAUCACAACAAAUGAACGGUAGCCGACCAGCUGCGCAGCCUGUUGGAGAGGGGAAUCCUGUACUAUAUCUCUUGUCCAUGAAUGGAACCUUCGAAAGGAAAACGAUAUCGGUGCCUUUCUAUCCUGAUAGCUUGAGAAUAGGACGGCAGACAAAUGCGAAAACAGUACCUACACCUGCAAAUGGGUUUUUCGACUCCAAAGUCUUGUCCAGACAGCAUGCGGAGAUAUGGGCCGAUCGACAAGGCAAGGUCUGGAUACGAGAUGUCAAGUCUUCCAAUGGUACUUUUGUCAACGGUUCUCGAUUAUCAGCCGAAAACAGAGACUCUGAACCCCAUGAGCUGCAAACUCAAGACCAUUUGGAGCUGGGAAUCGACAUCGUCAGCGAGGAUCAGAAGACUGUGGUACAUCACAAAGUUGCAGCCAAAGUCGAGCAUGCAGGAUUUCUAGGAUCGUCUAAUAAUGUGUUAGAGAUGAAUUUUGGUGAUCUGGACCCAGCAAAUGGGGCAAUGAUGUUACCAUCACAAGGGCCUAUGCAGAUGCGGGGGAGGUCCAGUAGCCAAGGUUCAGUUGGAAGCAAUGGUCGGCUUGGACCUCCUGCCAGCGUGGCCGGCAGCCAAAUGAGUGGGAUAAGCCAACAGAGGCCGAUGAAUUUCUGGUUAACACCAGUCACGACAGAGCAGAUCGUCAAACGACUUACGAAUGAAAUGAGAGCUGCACGUUUACAGACGAACGAUCUAGGCCGAGCAGAUGUCUUCUUCGGUUCCUUGUUGUCCAAGGAUGAUAUUAGAGAGAAUGAAAAGUCAACGGGUGAACAGGGCAAGGGUGCAAUGGUCAAUGGUGGUUCUCUGCCAUUUCGGACGGAUUCGAAACCUCGAUUCUCAGAUCCUCCAGCACCACCUCCUCAACAACCGCUCCCAGAGAAGCCAGAUGUUGCACGAUCCCAUGCGUUCGAACCAUCCUCUCCUUCGUUGAAGCGGUCGAAUACCGAGCGUCCAAAGUCUGUUCCAGCCGUGUCUCCUGUUCGACAAGAACCCACGAGUCAGAUCAUCACACUCGUAGAAGCUUUAGCAUCCGCCAAGAAAGAGAUAGAUGUACAAGGAGCGCGAUUACGAGAUCUGGAAGAGAUGCUUCAGAAAGAAAGGCAUGCACGAGAAAUGGCAGAAGAGCUGGCUAAGCGUUUAGAACUUCAAACAGAAGCAAAGACGAACGGAGAAGCAAAGGGGGACACUGAAGGCUCGGUCAUAGAGGAGGCUUUUGAACCACCCACAGAAUCUGCUGAGUUGCCCGAGCAGCCUGCAUCCGGGACAAGCUCGAAGGAUGUUGUAGACCCAACAGUGAUCAGUGAAUCGACCACUCUCUUGGAGAAGAAGCUCGAAUCGAUGUUGGUGGAGAUGCAAGGGCUACGCGACGAUAUGGAGUCGUUUAAACGACGAGCCGAGACAGCCGAGACGGAAAGAGACGCUGACCGAAAGUCCUUGGCCGAAAUGGUGGAGAAAAUUCGAUCUGAGGAGUCUGCAAGACGGUCAUCAUCAACUGAACGAGCUCGUUUGCCUUCUGCAACAGAACUCAAAGCACUUUCCGUCAAUGGGGUGACCGACGCACUGAAAGUUGUCGUUAAUUCGGCAAAGGAAGGUCUGUCCAACGGAAGUGCUACUAUCUCUGCCGAUGGUAAUCAGGAGCCGGGUCAAUCAGCUGUUGGCACCCUUGCCAGACCUCCUGGUAGUCGCGAUCUUGUGCUUUACAAUACCUCACCUUAUGCUUCAAUGCUUGGCGUUGUUCUUAUCGGGAUGGGUUUAAUGGCGUAUCUGAAUGGGUGGCAACCACCAAAGGUUGACCGGUAGACUGUUGGGCAAAGCAUCCGUUCUUGAUAUACACGCGCGAAGGCCAUGGAGGCUGCACAUAAUCUCCUUUGUUCUUUCCUUUUUACGAUGUAGCUGUGCAUGGGGCGUUCUGGCGGGCGAUGCUGUGUGCUAUGCAUACCGGUUGGGUUUCGGGACUAGCAUAUUGAUCACUCGGUCGUCCCUUUUCUUUUCUCCGGCGGUACGAGUGACGAUGAGACGCGACGAGGCUGCAUCAGAAAUCUUCUUGAGUACGCUUGAGUAGAUACAUUCGUGUUAAAUUAUGUUUCUAUGGAAUGGAUGGAUUCAAACUUGCUGCUCA
This is a messenger RNA of Mollisia scopiformis, 2821 nucleotides long. Its product is annotated as cytoplasm to vacuole targeting protein-like protein Vps64. Bases 217 to 2502 code for a protein of 761 amino acids. The record is from RefSeq and is a predicted model, not a curated record. Lineage: Eukaryota; Fungi; Ascomycota; Leotiomycetes; Helotiales; Mollisiaceae. Gene Ontology annotation, molecular function: protein binding. The transcript is spliced from 2 exons. Gene Ontology annotation, cellular component: cytoplasm.